Messenger RNA from Triticum urartu, 1429 nucleotides. Its product is annotated as glycerol kinase. The record is from RefSeq and is a predicted model, not a curated record. Lineage: Eukaryota; Viridiplantae; Streptophyta; Magnoliopsida; Poales; Poaceae.
AUCGGCCUUGAGCCCUGAGCAACAGGAUAGCCCGGGUCACGGGAAAACACCAAUCCGCCGAAAAAAUAACGCAGGGGCGAGUGAGAAAAAAAAAAGAGAACGGAUGCAUCCCGUGUCGACGCAACGCCUGGCGCCCGUCCCCAGCGCCAACGCCAGCGCCAACCACCAGCGCGCGCUUCUCCCGCCGUCUCCUCUGCAGCUUCGGCCACGGACCAGCACCAGGUCCUCGGCGUCCGCCAGAUCGGCGCCGCGCGCCGUCUCGCCCGCGACCCCAAUCACCGCAGCCACCAACGACCCGGACGCUGGCGCGCAGCCAGAUAAGUGGGCGGAGUUCGCGGCGCGGGUGUCCGGCGAGUGGGACGGCUUCGGCGCGGACUUCACGGUGGCCGGCGAGCCCGUGGAGCUGCCGGCCAACGUGGUCCCGGACGCGUACCGCGAGUGGGGGGUCCAGGUCUUCGACUGGCAGACGCAGUGCCCCACCCUGGCCGACCCCGCCGCGCCGGGCGCGCUCCACUACCGCCUCGUCCGCCUCCUCCCCACCGUCGGCUGCGAAGCCGACGCCGCCACCGUGCACACCUCCCACCAGCGCCACGUCUCCUCCGCCACCGCCUUCACCUACAGCGGCGGGGGCUCCUACGUGGCCACGUGGCCCAAGGGCCCCUCGGCCGUGCUGGAGGUGGAGCACUGCAUCUGCCACCCGGACAACGCGGAGGUGCGGGUCAGGCUGGUGCAGACGGUGGCGCUGGCCAAGGACGCGGCCCGGCUGCGCGGCGUCAAGGUGUUCUCCGAGCAGUGGUACGGCCCCUACCGCAACGGCGACCAGCUCGGCGGCUGCGCGCUCCGCGAGUCCGCCUUCGCCGCCGGUGAGAGGCUCGCCGCGUCGGAGGUGGCGGGGCAGUGGGAGAGCGCCGCCAGGUUUUCCGGCGCGCUGGACCCCGUGACGGGCAAGUUCGCGGGGCUGGAGCCGGAUCAGGAGCCGCGGAGGACAGCGAGGGACGGUGCCGGCGUGGUGACGCUGCUGCCGAAGCAGCUGUGGAGCUCGCUCAAGGUGAGCGGCGACGGCGAGGACGGCGAGGUGGUGUGCGAGGUCGGGUGGCUGCUGGGCCACGGCAGCGCGGUCACGUCGACGUGCGUCCUCUCUAGAGACGGAGACGUCAAGGAGAUAGCUGCGGCGCAGGAGACCCGGGUGUCGGAGGCCACCUGACCUGCGGCAGCCACUGCCAGGACCUCUUCAGGUUUCAUCACAUCUUUACAUAGAAAGUGAAGAAAAAUAUACUUACACAUCUAGAAUAGCCAUACUCAUACUGUAAAUCUGCCAUCUAGUACUGAACAAAUUGGUCUCUGCAAAAUCAUGAACUGGUGUGGUGUGCCAGCCCUUUGUUGCCCUGGCUUACCAACGACAGCCAGAGCUUCUGGGCCUGCUUGAUUA